AUGGACGGCGAUGGCGGCCGCCGAGACGCCCCCGGCGCGCUGAUGGAGCCCGGGCGCGGCGCAGGGCCCGCGGGCAUGGCGGAGCCGCGGGCUAAGGCGGCGCGGCCGGGGCCCCAGCGCUUCCUGCGGCGCAGCGUGGUAGAGUCGGACCAGGAGGAGCCGCCCGGCUUGGAGGCGGCCGAGGCGCCGGGCCCGCAACCCCCGCAGCCCCUGCAGCGCCGGGUACUUCUGCUCUGCAAGACGCGCCGCCUCAUCGCGGAGCGCGCCCGUGGACGCCCCGCCGCCCCCGCGCCCGCAGCGCCGGCCGCGCCACCUGGAGCCCCCGGAGCCCCGGCGGACGCCGGCCCCGAGCUCUUGGUCAAGCAGGAGCCCGUCCCGGACCCCACCGCAGCUGCUGCCGAAACCGCGCCUGCCCCCGACGGCGGCCCCAGGGAGGAGGCGGCGGCGACAGUGAGGAAGGAAGAUGAGGGGGCGACCGAGGCAAAGCCUGAGCCCGGGCGCACACGCCGGGACGAGCCCGAAGAGGAGGAGGACGAUGAGGACGAUCUCAAGGCAGUGGCCACUUCUCUGGACGGCCGCUUCCUCAAGUUCGACAUCGAGCUGGGCCGCGGUUCCUUCAAGACCGUCUACAAGGGGCUGGACACGGAGACCUGGGUGGAGGUGGCCUGGUGUGAGCUGCAGGACCGGAAGCUCACCAAGCUGGAGCGGCAGCGGUUCAAGGAAGAGGCUGAGAUGCUGAAAGGCCUGCAGCACCCCAACAUCGUGCGCUUCUACGACUUCUGGGAGUCUAGCGCUAAGGGCAAGCGGUGCAUUGUGCUGGUGACCGAGCUGAUGACCUCGGGGACGCUGAAGACGUACCUGAAGCGGUUCAAGGUGAUGAAGCCCAAGGUUCUCCGCAGCUGGUGCCGGCAGAUCCUGAAAGGCCUGCUGUUCCUGCACACGAGGACGCCGCCCAUUAUCCACCGAGACCUGAAAUGCGACAAUAUUUUUAUCACCGGACCCACUGGGUCUGUGAAGAUUGGUGACUUGGGCCUGGCCACUCUCAAAAGAGCGUCAUUUGCCAAAAGUGUGAUAGGUACCCCUGAGUUCAUGGCGCCCGAGAUGUAUGAGGAGCACUACGAUGAAUCCGUGGAUGUCUAUGCCUUUGGGAUGUGCAUGCUGGAGAUGGCCACCUCGGAGUACCCCUACUCGGAGUGCCAGAAUGCGGCACAGAUCUACCGCAAGGUCACCUGUGGUAUCAAGCCGGCCAGCUUUGAGAAAGUGCACGAUCCCGAAAUCAAGGAGAUUAUUGGGGAGUGUAUCUGCAAAAACAAGGAGGAAAGGUACGAGAUCAAAGACCUGCUGAGCCACGCCUUCUUCGCAGAGGACACGGGCGUGAGGGUGGAGCUCGCGGAGGAGGACCACGGCAGGAAGUCCACCAUUGCCCUGCGGCUCUGGGUCGAAGACCCCAAGAAACUGAAGGGAAAGCCCAAGGACAAUGGGGCCAUAGAGUUUACCUUCGACUUGGAGAAGGAGACGCCAGAUGAGGUGGCCCAGGAGAUGAUUGAGUCUGGAUUCUUCCACGAGAGUGACGUCAAGAUCGUGGCCAAGUCCAUCCGUGACCGUGUGGCUUUGAUCCAGUGGCGGCGGGAGAGGAUCUGGCCUGCGUUGCAGCCCAAGGAGCAGCAGGAUGUGGGCAGCCCAGACAAGGCUAGGGGUCCGCCGGUGCCCCUGCAGGUCCAGGUGACCUACCAUGCACAGGCUGGGCAGCCUGGGCCACCAGAACCUGAGGAGCCGGAGGCCGACCAGCACCUCCUCCCACCCACGUUGCCGACCAGCGCCACCUCCCUGGCCUCGGACAGCACCUUCGACAGCGGCCAGGGCUCCACCGUGUACUCGGACUCACAGAGCAGCCAGCAGAGCGUGGUGCUUGGCUCCCUUGCCGACGCAGCGCCGCCCCCCGCCCAGUGUGUGUGCAGCCCCCCUGUGAGCGAGGGGCCUGUCCUGCCGAAGAGCCUGCCCUCACUGGGGGCCUUCCAGCAGCCUAUGGCUGCGCCUGGCCUGCCGGUGGGCUCCGUCCCGCCCCCCGCCUGCCCUCCGCCCCUCCAGCAGCACUUCCCAGAUCCAGCCAUCAGCUUUGCUCCUGUGCUGCCGCCGCCCAGCACCCCCGUGCCCACGGGCCCAGGCCAGCCAGCGCCCCCCGGCCAGCAGCCUCCUCCACUGGCCCAGCCGACGCCCCUGCCUCAGGUCCUGGCUCCACAGCCCGUGGGCCCCCUCCAGCCAGUGCCCACUCUUCUGCCGCAGUACCUGGCUCCAGCCUCCCAGGUGGGGGCCCCCGCUCAGCUGAAGCCCCUCCAGAUGCCGCAGGCACCCCUGCAGCCGCUUGCUCAAGUUCCUCCGCAGAUGCCCCCGAUUCCUGUCGUGCCCCCCAUCACGCCCCUGGCAGGAAUCGACGGCCUCCCUCCGGCCCUCCCAGACCUGCCGACCGCGACCGUGCCCCCUGUGCCGCCACCUCAGUAUUUCUCUCCAGCUGUGAUCUUGCCGAGCCUUGCUGCCCCGCUCCCCCCUCCGUCCCCAGCCCUGCCUCUGCAGGCUAUGAAGCUGCCCCAUCCCCCUGGGGCGCCCCUGGCCAUGCCCUGCCGGACCAUUGUGCCAAAUGCACCGGCUGCCAUCCCCCUGCUGGCUGUGGCUCCACCGGGCGUGGCUGCCCUGUCCAUUCAUCCUGCUGUGGCCCAGCUCCCGGCCCAACCUGUGUACCCAACGGCCUUCCCACAGAUGGCGCCUACCGACGUCCCUCCUUCCCCCCACCACACGGUGCAGAAUAUUCGGGCCACCCCUCCACAGCCGGCACUGCCCCCGCAACCCACGCUACCCCCACAACCCAUACUGCCCCCACAACCUGUGCUGCCCCCGCAACCCACGCUGCCCCCACAAUCCAUACUGCCCCCACAACCCGUGCUGCCCCCGCAGCCAGCAUUGCCUGUGCGCCCUGAGCCCCUCCAGCCCCACCUUCCUGAACAGGCUGCUCCGGCUGCUGCACCAGGGAGCCAGAUUCUGCUUGGCCACCCAGCUCCCUAUGCUGUAGACGUCGCUGCUCAGGUCCCCACUGUGCCUGUGCCACCGGCUGCGGUCCUCUCCCCGCCUCUGCCGGAAGUGCUGCUGCCUGCUGUCCCUGAGCUCCUGCCUCAGUUCCCCAGCUCCCUGGCCACGGUGUCCGCCUCUGCGCAGAGUGUGCCCACCCCGACUGCCACACUUCUGCCACCAGCAAACCCGCCACUGCCUGGUGGGCCUGGGAUCGCCAGACCCUGCCCAGCUGUCCAGCUGACGGUGGAACCGGCCCAAGAGGAGCAGGCCUCGCAGGACAAGCCGCCUGGCCCCCCACAGAGCUGUGAGAGCUACGGAGGUUCUGAUGUCACUUCUGGAAAAGAGCUGAGUGACAGCUGUGAAGGCGCCUUUGGAGGGGGCAGGCUGGAGGGCAGGGCAGCCCGGAAGCACCACCGCAGGUCCACGCGCGCGCGCUCCCGGCAGGAGAGGGCCAGUCGGCCCCGACUUACCAUCCUGAACGUGUGCAACACUGGGGACAAGAUGGUGGAGUGCCAGCUGGAGACGCACAACCACAAGAUGGUGACCUUCAAGUUCGACUUGGAUGGGGACGCGCCUGACGAGAUCGCGACGUACAUGGUGGAGCACGAUUUCAUCCUGCAGGCUGAGCGGGAGACGUUCAUUGAACAGAUGAAAGAUGUCAUGGACAAGGCGGAGGACAUGCUUAGCGAGGACACGGAUGCCGACCGUGGCUCCGACCCAGGGACCAGCCUGCCACACCUCAGCACCUGCGGCCUGGGCGCCGGGGAGGAGAGCCGGCAAUCCCAAGCCAACGCCCCCGUGUAUCAGCAGAACGUCCUGCACACUGGGAAGAGGUGGUUCAUCAUCUGUCCGGUGGCUGAGCACCCCACCCCCGAGGCCCCUGAAUCUUCGCCCCCACUUCCUCUAAGCUCCCUGCCGCCAGAAGCCAGCCAAGAUCCAGCACCCUAUAAAGACCAGCUGUCCUCGAAGGAACAACCUGGCUUUCUAGCCAGUCAGCAGCUUCUGAGCCAGACGGGCCCCAGCAACCCUCCUGCGGGGGGCCCAGCCCCUUUGGCCCCCUUCUCCCCUCCUGUGACUGCUCUACCCCAAGAUGGAGCAGCUCCAGCCACCAGCACCAUGCCAGAGCCAACGUCAGGAACUGCCAUCCAGGCAGGGGGUGCAGGGACCCCUCAAGGGCCCACCAGUGAGCUCGAGACCUCCCAGCCGCUAGUGGAGACUCACGAGGCCCCACUUGCUGUGCAGCCCCUCGUGGUGAGCCUAGGACCUUGUGCUCCAGCUCCAGAGGCUGCCUCAACCAGGGAGGCCAGUGCCCCAGGGGAGCCCCCGCCAGCUCCUGCACCUGAGCCCAGCCCCCACAGUGGGACCCCACAGCCCUCCUUGGGUCAACCCGCUCCCCUGCUUCCUGCCGCAGUGGGGGCCAUCAGUCUGGCCACCACCCAGCUCCCAAGCCCACCCCUAGGGCCCACCAUUCCCCCACAGCCGCCCUCGGCCCUGGAGUCAGAUGGGGAAGGGCCGCCCCCCAGGGUGGGCUUUGUGGACAGCACCAUCAAGAGCCUGGAUGAGAAGCUGCGGACUCUGCUCUACCAGGAGCACGUGCCCACGUCCUCAGCCUCAGCUGGGACCCCUGUGGAGGUGGGCGACAGAGACUUCACCCUGGAGCCCCUGAGAGGGGACCAGUCCCGCUCGGAGGUCUGCGGGGGGGACCUGGCCCUGCCCUCAGCGCCUAACGAGGCAGUCACAGGGCGUGCCCAGCCACCCCAGCCCUUGGUGGAGAAGUCAGAACUGAUCCCUACUCAAGGGGCCAUGAUGGAGCAGGGCAGGUCUUCAUCAGUGACAGCAGAGUCGUCUCCCAGGAGCAUGCUGGGCUACGACAGAGAUGGAGGGCAGUUGGUCUCAGACUCCCGUGUGGUGCCCAGUGCCCCCCAGGAUGUACCUGCUUUUGUGAGACCUGCACGCGUGGAGCCCACAGCCAGGGAUGGUGGAGUCACUGGAGAAAGUUCAGCAGAGCCCCCCCAGAGUGCCAUGAGCAUUUCCACACCGGGUGGCCAGGCCAGCCACCCCCAGGCACUCGGCGCUCGAGCUUCGGGGUCCCCUCAGAAACAUUCAGAGCAGCAGGAUGGCAGCUCACCAGCCAAGACUGUGGGCCGUUUCUCGGUGGUCAGCACGCAGGAUGAGUGGACCCUGGCCUCCCCCCACAGCCUGAGGUACUCCGCCCCACCUGACGUCUACCUCGACGAGGCCCCCUCCAGCCCCGAUGUGAAGCUGGCGGUGCGGAGGGCACAGACAGCCUCCUCCAUCGAAGUCGGCGUGGGCGAGCCUGUGUCCAGCGACUCUGGGGAUGAGUGCCCUCGGGCAAGGCCCCCGGUGCAGAAGCAGGCAUCCCUGCCCGUGAGCGGCAGCAUGGCUGGCGACUUCGUGAAGAAGGCCACCGCCUUCCUGCAGAGGCCUUCUCGGGCUGGCUCGAUCGGCCCCGAGAUGCCCAGCAGGGUGGGCGUGAAGGUCCCCACCAUCAGUGUGACCUCCUUCCACUCGCAGUCAUCCUACAUCAGCAGUGACAACGACUCAGAGCUGGAGGACGCUGACAUAAAGAAGGAGCUGCAGAGUCUGCGGGAGAAGCACCUGAAGGAGAUCUCAGAGCUGCAGAGCCAGCAGAAGCAGGAGAUCGAGGCUCUGUACCGCCGCCUGGGCAAGCCGCUGCCCCCCAACGUGGGCUUCUUCCACACGGCGCCUCCCACUGGCCGCCGGAGAAAAGCCAGCAAGAGCAAGCUGAAAGCGGGCAAGCUGCUGAACCCCCUGGUGCGGCAGCUCAAGGUCGUGGCCUCCAGCACAGGUCACUUGGCUGACUCCAGCAGAGGCCCUCCCGCUAAGGACCCUGCCCAAGCCAGUGCGGGGCUUGCUGCAGACAGCACGGGCCUGAGCGGGAAGGCAGUGCAGACCCAGCAGCCCUGCUCCGUCCGGGCCUCCCUGUCUUCGGACAUCUGCUCCGGCUUAGCCAAUGAUGGAGGCGGAGUGCGUGGCCAAGGCUGGACGGUUUACCACCCAACGUCUGAGAGAGUGACCUAUAAGUCUAGUAGCAAACCUCGUGCUCGAUUCCUCAGUGGACCCGUAUCUGUGUCCAUCUGGUCUGCCCUGAAGCGUCUCUGCCUAGGCAAAGAACACAGCAGUAGGUCCUCCACCAGCAGCCUGGCCCCAGGCCCUGAGCCGGGCCCCCAGCCCGCCCUGCGCGUCCAGGCGCAGGUGAACAACAGCAACAACAAGAAGGGCACCUUCACGGACGACCUGCACAAGCUGGUGGACGAGUGGACGAGCAAGACGGUGGGGGCCGCACAGCUGAAGCCCACGCUCAACCAGCUGAAGCAGACCCAGAAGCUGCAGGACAUGGAGGCCCAGGCAGGCCGGGCUGCCCCUGGAGAGGCGCGGGCUAUGACCGCACCUCAAGCAGGAGUGGGGAUGCCACGUCUGCCCCCAGUGCCCGGCCCUCUGUCUACCACGGUCAUUCCCGGAGCUGCCUCGGCCCUGCCCGUGCCCACACCAGGUUCCUGUGGUCCACACGCCGCCUCCACACUCUCUCCCUAUACUUGAGUUGAUGGUUAGAACCUUGUCACCACCCUGCAGAAGUACAGUGCCUUGAAUGCCAGCUUUUCUGUUCCCUGAUGAAAAGAUAAUGUUAAAAAACUUUAUUGGAAAAGGUUUCAUUUGCAAUUGGCUUGUGCAUUGAUAAUCUUUAUUUACUGUUUUAAGUUGCAGAGAUGUGAAUGGUUUACAGAUCUGAAGCUGAAGUUCAAACUUUGGUUUUCUGUUGUAAAUGCCUUUUUAAAACCCUGAACUAGCCUCCUUCAGUACAGCAGAGCUUCCAGUGCUAGGUGAGCCCUGCCUUGUCCUCAGGAGAGCGCGGGUUCCCUGGGCUUAGCCAGGGGCUGAGAGACCGCGGGACACCAGGGCAGGGCACACUGCGGAGCUGCUCCCUCAGUGGGGAAUGUCAGCCUCUGCUGGGCCAUGAUCCUCCAGAAAACAUUAGGUGAGCAGACGUGCCCUCGGCGCCAGUGGGCUGCUGUGAGCGAGGAUAGGGUGUGUGCUGGGCAUACAGACUCCUGCUGCCCGCCCACCCUGUGGAGACAAGCGUGGCUCCUUCAGCUGGAGGGGCUGUCCUCUCUCCUGCCCACUUCCCUCCCUUCUCCAUGACUUCAUGGAGGCCUAUGGCUCUGCUCACCCUGGCACACAGACCGCUCUCCCAUCCACUCCUAAGGCUGCCCUGAGGAGGGCAGGGUCAUUCUUCUGGAGAUUUCAGUGGGACUCAUCCCCAGCGGGCACAACACAGCCCUUGGUGGGAGGGGAAAGCCCCAGCCCCCUCGACCUCCCGCUGGAAAGCAGACUGGUUGGGACUGCCCAGCUAUGAAUUGUAUAGUUUCUGUACUUAUUAGAACUGGGUAAAUUAUUUUGGUUCAAAUCUAUGACUCCAUCAAUUCAGUUAGAAUUGGAUUUUCUAGGUGAUUAUGCAGAAUCUUCUGCCAGGGCACCAUGCUGUCGUAAGAGAUUUCUGUUCUCUGUACCGGCCCCCUUGCCCUGUCCCUUGAGUGAAAUGGGGGCUGCCCUCAUCUGUCCCCCUUGCCUGUGAAUCCCUUCCUCAUACACGGUGGUCAGUGGCACGGAAUCCCCAAGAGAUUGUAUAUCUGAAGGAGAAAAAUAAACACUUUUGCUCAAAAACA
This is a messenger RNA of Cebus imitator (Panamanian white-faced capuchin), 7769 nucleotides long. RefSeq names its product WNK lysine deficient protein kinase 2 (gene WNK2). Gene Ontology annotation, molecular function: protein serine/threonine kinase activity; ATP binding; potassium channel inhibitor activity. The coding region runs from base 1 to 6645 and encodes 2214 amino acids. Lineage: Eukaryota; Metazoa; Chordata; Mammalia; Primates; Cebidae. Gene Ontology annotation, cellular component: cytosol; cytoplasm. The transcript has 29 exons. The record is from RefSeq and is a predicted model, not a curated record. Gene Ontology annotation, biological process: negative regulation of sodium ion transport; intracellular signal transduction; protein phosphorylation.